GCAGUCGGAGGGAGAACACCAGGCGCGGCGCGGGCGGCUCCGGCUCCGACUCCGGCCCCGGCCCGGGAGAGGCGAUGGCGAGCCGCGAUAGCAACCACGCUGGCGAGAGCUUUCUCGGCUCCGACGGGGACGAGGAGGCGACCCGGGAGCUGGAGACAGAGGAGGAGUCGGAGGGCGAGGAGGACGAGACGGCGGCGGAGUCGGAGGAGGAGCCGGACGCCAGGUUAUCAGACCAGGAUGAAGAGAGAAAGAUCAAGCAGGAGUGUAUCAUAUCUGACCCCUCAUUUUCCAUGGUGACAGUCCAAAGAGAAGAUAGUGGGAUAACCUGGGAAACCAAUUCAAGUAGAUCUACUCCUUGGGCUUCAGAAGAAAGUCAGACUUCUGGUGUGUGUAGUCGGGAAGGGUCAACUGUGAAUUCUCCUCCUGGAAAUGUUUCCUUUAUUGUGGAUGAAGUGAAAAAGGUUCGGAAAAGGACUCAUAAGUCAAAGCAUGGUUCACCAUCAUUACGCCGGAAAGGCAACAAAAAAAGAAAUUCAUUUGAAUCCCAAGAUGUUCCAACAAACAAAAAAGGCAGUCUUUUAACUUCAGCAAGCCAGAUACUAACCACGGAGAAAGAGAAGUCAUAUACUGGUGUUUAUGAUAAAGCAAGAAAAAAGAAGACCCCUUCAAAUACACCUCCGAUCACUGGGGCAAUAUACAAAGAACACAAGCCAUUAGUGUUAAGACCAGUCUACAUAGGAACAGUACAAUAUAAAAUUAAGAUGUUUAAUUCAGUUAAAGAAGAAUUAAUUCCUCUACAAUUUUAUGGAACAUUACCAAAGGGUUAUGUAAUUAAAGAAAUACAUUAUAGGAAAGGGAAAGAUGCAUCCAUUAGUCUAGAGCCAGAUUUGGACAAUAGUGAUUCUAAUACAGUGUCCAAAACAAGCCAAUUAGUAGCCCAAAGCAUAGAGGAUAAAGUGAAAGAGGUUGCUCCACCCUGGAGAGGCUCAAUCUCCAAAGGAUCAGAAUCCCUAACCUCAAUGUUCAGUCACGAAGAUCAAAAGAAAAUUUGUGCUGAUUCUCCCCUAAAUGCCACAUCUGCAUUGGAGCACACAGUUCCCUCUUAUUCAAGUAGUGACAGAGCAGAACAAGGAAUACAGCUCAGGCAUUCACAGUCAGUGCCACAACAGCCAGAAGAUGAAGCAAAACCACAUGAAGUGGAGCCUCCGUCUGUGACACCCGGCACACCUGCAACUGUGUUCCUGAGAACAGCAAAGGAAGAAUGUGAGCUUGCUUCACCAGGAACUGCAGCUUCAGAGAAUGACUCUUCAGUCUCACCAUCAUUUACUAAUGAGGUAAAGAAGGAAGACGUGUGUUCUGCUCACCAUUCCAUUUCUCUGGAGGCAGCGUUACCAGAUCUGGCAGCAUCUACCCAGGAUGGUUUGGACCCAGAUCAAGAACAGCCAGACCUGACUUCACUAGAAAGGGCAGAACCAGUCUCUGCAAAACUGACCCCUACCCAUCCCAGUGUCAAAGGAGAGAAGGAAGAAAACGUGCUUGAGCCAUCCAUUUCUCUUUCUGAACCUCUAAUGUUAGAAGAACCAGAGAAAGAAGAAAUAGACACUUCCCUACCUGUAGCUGCUACCCCUAAACCUGAAGAUUCUAAUUUAGUAGAAGAAGAGAUCAUAGAACUUGAUUACCCAGAAAGCCCAUUAGUUUCCGAGAAGCCCUUCCCACCACAUAUGUCCCCUGAAGUGGAGCACGAAGAAGAGGCGCUUAUUCUACCAUUAUUGGCAACAUCAACUCCUGAAAAUGCUGCUUUGUCUGAGGAAGAAAGAGAGGAAAUUGCAUCUGUUUCUACUGAUUCUGCUUUCGUAUCAGAGUAUUCAGUACCACAGGAUUUGAACCAUGAACUAGAGAAGCGAGAAAGUGAGCCAGUUUCUCCAUCCAAUGUAGAAGCUAUAGCCGAACAUGCAGUUUUGUCAGAAGAAGAGAAUGAGGAAUUUGAGGCUUAUUCCCCAGCUGCAGCCUCUGCGUCUGAGCGCUCGCUCUCACCAUCCACAACUGAGAUGACUUUGGAGAGUCAGUCUCCGCUGUUUUCAACAGUUACACCAGAACACAUGGUCCUAUCAGGAGAUGAGGCCUCAGAAAGUGGGCGUUAUACACCAGACUCCACAUCUGCUUCUGAAUAUUCAGUUCUAUCACAGGCAACAAAAGAGUCACUGAAGAAAGUAAUUGACCAUAAGUCCCCGUUAAUAUCGAAAGGUGUUUCUGAGCACAUGAUUCCAUCAGAAGAGAAGGAAGACACUGGAUCGUUUACUCCAGCUGUGACCUCUGCUGCUGAGCCCUCUCUCUCACCAUCCACAACUGAGAAGACUUCUGAAUGCCAGUCACCACUACCUUCUACUGCCACAUCAGAACACGUGGUCCCAUCAGAAGGAGAGGACCUAGGAAGUGAAUGUUUCACACCAGAUUCAAAGUUGAUCUCCAAAUAUGCAGCCCCACUCAAUGCAACACAGGAACCUCAAAAGAAAAUAAUUGAUGAGGCAUCCCAAUUCAAACUGAAAGGUAUUUCUGAGCACACGGUUCUGUCAGUAGAAGGGAAGGAGGACAUUGGACCAGCUUCCCCAGAUUCGGUCAUUGCAUCUGAAUACACAGUUCUGUCAGUAGAAGGGAAGGAGGACAUUGGACCAUCUUCCCCAGAUUCGGUCAUUGCAUCUGAACACUCUUUCCCACCACACACAACCGAGAUGACUUCUGAAUGCCAGGCCCCACCACUUUCAGCCACCCCAUCUGAAUAUGUGGUUCUAUCAGAUGAAGAGACAGUCGAGUUGGAGCGGUACACACCCUCUUCCACGUCUGCUUCUGAAUUUUCAGUACCACCAUAUGCAACACCGGAGGCACAGGAGGAAGAAAUUGUCCACAGAUCUCUAAAUCUAAAAGGUGCAUCCUCACCCACGAAUUUAUCAGAGGAAGAUCAAGAAGACAUUGGACCUUUUUCUCCAGAUUCUGCAUUUGCGUCAGAAUUCUCAUUUCCACCGUAUGCAACCCAGGAAGCAGAGAAAAGAGAAUUUGAGUGCGAUUCUCCAAUAUGUUUAACAUCGCCAUCUGAGCACACUAUUUUGUCAGAUGAAGACACUGAAGAAGCGGAACUGUUCUCUCCAGACUCAGCGUCACAAGUUUCAAUCCCUCCAUUCAGAAUCUCAGAAACAGAGAAAAAUGAACUUGAGCCUGAUUCACUAUUAACUGCAGUGUCUGCUUCAGGGUAUUCCUGCUUUUCAGAAGUAGAUGAGGAAGACAUUGGAUCUACAGCUGCUACACCUGUAUCUGAGCAGUUCAGUUCAUCACAGAAGCAAAAAUCUGAAACUUUCCCUUUGAUAUCUCCACUUGAAGACUUGAGUCUGCCGCCUUCAACAGAUAAAUCAGAGAAAGCAGAAAUUAAGCCAGAUAUUCCAACAACCUCAACAUCUGUAUCUGAAUAUCUAAUUUUGGCACAGAAGCAGAAAACUCAAGCAUAUUUAGAGCCUGAGUCUGAAGACUUGAUUCCUCCACAUUUAACCAGUGAAGUGAAGAAGGGAGAAAGGGAGGCAAGUUCAUCAGUAACUGCAAUACCUGCUUCUUUACUUGCACAAUCAUCUAUAGUAAAGGAAGAAACCAAACCUGCAUCUCCACAUUCGGUUUUACCUGAUUCAGUCCCUGCAAUCAAGAAAGAACAGGAACCCACAGCAGCACUCACUCUAAAAGCUGCAGAUGAACAGAUGGCUUUGUCAAAAGUCGGAAAGGAAGAAAUUGUGGCUGAUUCUCAAGAAGCUACAGCACAUGUAUCACAGGAUCAAAAAAUGGAGCCUCAGCCUCCAAAUAUUCCAGGGUUUGAGAUGAAAUAUUCAGUUUUGCCUGAUGUGGUAGGUGAGCCAAAGAAGGGUGUCAAGCCCAAAUUAGUUCUAAAUGUGACUUCUGAACUAGAACAGAGAAAGUUGUCUGAGAAAGAGCCUGAAGUAAUAAAACCGUGUUCACCUCUAAAGGAAACAUCUUUAUCUGGACCUGAGGUUUUAUCAGCAGCAAAAAUGGAGAUGAAACAUGAUUCUAAAAUAACAACUACACCUACAGUGCUUCAUUCAGCUUCCUCAGGAGUGGAAAAGCAAGUUGAACAUGGUCCACAUGCACUAGCAUUUUCAGCUUUGUCAGAAGAAAUUAAAAAAGAAAUGGAACCCAGUUCCUCAACAACCACAGCAUCUGUAACUAAGCUUGAUUCAAACUUAACCAAAGUAGUAAAAGAAGAAAUCUCAACAGAUUCAUCUCUUGUCACUCCUGUAGGUCAUCCAGUCUUAACAAAAGUAGGAAAGGGUGAAUUAGGAAGUGGUUUGCCACCACUGGUAACAUCUACAGAUGAGCAUUCAGUUCUUGCAGAAGAAGACAAGGUGGCAAUUAAAGGUGCUUCUCCCAAUGAAACUUCAUCCAAACAUUUAGCUUGGUCAGAAGCAGAGAAGGAAAUUAAAUUUGAUUCACCUCCAAGUGUCUCCUCUAUAGCAGAGCAUUCUGUUUUGUCAGAAGUUGAAGCCAAAGAAGUUAAAGCUGGGUUGCCAGUAAUCAAAACAUCAUCUUCUCAAUAUUCAGACGAAUCUGAGGAAGCAAGGGUAGAAGAUAAACAAGGUCUUUCAUGUUCUACAGUUCGCGACUCUGAGCAUUUGGUUUCAUCAGAGAAAAAGAGCUUGGUGUCUACCUCAGAGGUGUUAGGGCCUGAACAUGAGCUUUCACUCAGCCUAUGGGGUGAGAUAAAGAAGGAAGAAACUGAACUUCCUUCAUCACAAAAUGUGUCACCUGCAUCCAAACAUAUAAUUCCAAAAGGCAAAGAUGAGGAAAUAGCAAGUUCAUCUCCUGAGUUGGAAAAUUCAGCAUCAGGUUUAGCUCCAACAUUACUGCUCCUCAGUGAUGAUAAGAACAAACAGGCAGUGGAGGUAUCUUCUACAGACCAGGGAGACUUCCCAUCAGAAAAACAAGACAUUGCUUUGGCAGAGCUGUCUUUGGAACCUGAGAAGAAAAACAAGCCACACCAACUGUUGGAAUUACCAAAUGCUGGGUCAGAAUUUGCUAGUGGUUUAGGUAGACAAAGUGGAUCCAUCGGUACAAAACAAGCAAAGUCUCCCGUAACUGAAACAGGGGAUUCUGUUUUAGAAAAAGGCCCAGCUGAGCUUAGGAGCAGAGAAGGAAAAGAAGAAAAUAGAGAACUUUAUGCAUCUGCUACAAUGCCUACAACUUCAGAGCUUUCAUCAUUGCUUAGGGAGGAAUCUCAGAAUGAAGAAAUUAAACCUUUCUCUCCCAAGAUCGUCAGCCUAGAGUUGAAAGAACCACCUGCUUCUGUAGCUGAAGGAGACAACCCAGAAGAAUUUCAGCCAUUUACUUUUUCUUUAAAAGGAUUAUCAGAGGAGGUUAGCCAUCCAGCCGACUUUAAAAAGGGAGGAAAUCAAGAAAUAGGCCCAUUACCACCAACUGGAAAUUUGAAGGCACAAGUCAUGGGAGAUAUUGUAGCUAAGCUAAGUGAAGAAACAGGCCACCCAGAUUCAUCUCAGCUACUCCAGAGUGUAACAGAACCAUCAAAGAUUGCUCUUUCUGACCUUGUGGAACAAAAGACAGAAAAAGCACUUCAUUCAGAUCAAACUAUUAAAUUGCCUGAUGUAAGCACCUCUUUUGCAGAUAAACAAGAUCUGGAUAUUAAGCAGUUUUCAUUUAUGAAAGAGAAUUUGCCUUUGGAACAAUCAAAAUCAUUUAUGACAACCAAGCCUGCAGAUGUCAAAGAAACAAAAAUGGAAGAAUUCUUUAUUUCUCCAAAGGAUGAAAACUGGAUGUUGGGAAAGCCAGAAAAUGUGGCUAGUCAACACGAAGAGAGAAUAGCAGGAUCUGUGCAGCUGGAUUCCUCUGGCAGCAAUGAGCUGAGGCCAGAGCAGCUCAAGGCUGCUGUGUCCAGUAUGGACCAUAUAUAUGAAGUGAGAAAGCAGGUCUUGCCUCAUUCUGCUGAAGAAUCUCAUUUGUCAUCACAAGAAGCAGUAUCUGCUCUUGAUACUUCCAGUGGUAAUGUAGAGACCUUAUCAUGUAAAAGUUACUCUUCUGAAGAACUAAAGCUGGCUGAAGAACCAAAGUCUUUUGUCCUCGCUGGAAAUGUAGAGAGAAAUAUAGCAGAGAAGAAGGAGAGUCAUUCUUUGAUGGAGAGUGAAAGUUUGCUAUUGGAGAAAGCAAACACAGAGUUUUCCUGGCCUUCCAAAGAAGAUAGCCAGGAAAAAAUUAAACUACCUCCUGAAAGAUUCCUCCAGAAACCAGUGUCUGGCCUAUCAGUGGAACAGGUGAAGUCAGAAACAAUCCCCUCUUCUGUCAAAACAACCCAUUUCCUGGCAGAAGGUGUGGAACCGGCACUGGGCAAUGAAAAAGAAGCACACAGGAGCACACCUCCUUUUUCUGGAGAGAAGCCACUGGAAGAAUCAAAAAUGGUUCAGUUGAAGGUUAUUGAUGAUGCUGAUGAGGAAAAGAAACCAGCACCUGAAGUGAAAAUACCCACACAAAGAAAACCCAUCUCCUCACUCCACUCAAAAGAACCUCAAUCCCCAGAGUCACCUGAGGUGACAGAAAAGCCACCUACACAGCCAAAAGUGGCUAAGCCAGACCUUCCUCAGGAAAAGGGAAAGAAAGGAAUUUCAUCUUUCAAAUCAUGGAUGUCCAGCUUGUUUUUUGGAUCAAGCACUCCAGAUAGGAAAGUUGCUGAACAAGAAGACUUAGAAACACUGCCAAGCCCAUCUGUAGAAAAAGCAGUGACUGUGAUAGAACCUGAAGGUACAAUUCCCACCAAUUUUAAUGUAGCUGAGAAACAAGCUGAUCAUUCAUUAUCAGAGGUAAAACUCAAAACUGCUGACGAAUCCCGAGGUACUUUAGUAAAAUCUGGUGAAGGUCAAAACGUUAAAGAAAAAUCCAUAAUUUUGUCAAAUGUAGAAGAUUUACAACAGCCAAAAUCCAUUUCUGAGGUGUCUAGGGAAGAUUAUGGAAAAAAAGAAAUCUCAGACAAUUCAGAGGAAGUGAACAUAAACUCAGUAGUUACUUCUGCUGAUGGUGAGAAACAUCUUGAAAUUCAACCUUAUUCACUAAUCGGUGAGAAACUGAUUAUGGAAGAAGCCAAAACUAUUGUUCCUCUUCAUGUUACUGAUAAUAAAAGAGUCCAGAAGCCAGCAAUUGCUCCUCCAUCUAAAUGGAAUAUUUCUAUUUUUAAGGAAGAGCCAAGAAGUGAUCAAAAAGAAAAAUCACUCCUUUCAUUUGAUGUAGUAGAUAAGGUGCCACAACAGCCAAAAUCGGCUUCCUCCAACUUUGCAAGUAAAAAUAUCACAAAGGAAUCAGAGAAAUCAGAGUCAAUUAUUUUGCCAGUAGAAGAAUCAAAAGGCAGUUUAGUUGAUCUCAGUGAAGACAGACUAAAGAAAGAAAUGCAAAAUCCUACUUCCUUGAAAAUUUCUGAAGAAGAAACAAAACUCAGGUCUGUUAGUCCAACUGAGACGAAAGAUAAUUUGGAAAACAGAUCAUAUACCUUGGCAGAAAAGAAGGUGCUGGCAGAAAAACAAGACUCCGUGGCCCCAUUAGAGCUUAGAGAUAGUAAUGAAAUAGGGAAGACACAAAUUACACAUGGAUCUAGAUCUACUGAACUGGAAGAAUCAAAAGCCAAUGCUAUGCCACAGCACUUCUAUCAAAAUGAAGACUACAGUGAAAGACCCAAAAUCAUUGUUGGUUCUGAAAAGGAGAAAGGUGAAGAAAAAGAAAAUCAGGUAUAUGUGCUUUCGGAAGAAAAGAAGAAGCAGGAACAUCAGCCUUAUUCUGUGAAUGUAGCCGAGUCUAUGAUUAAAGAAUCAAAUAUCUCUUUAGGUCAUUCUUUGGGUGAAACUCAAUCAUUUUCAUUAGUUAAAGCUACAUCAGUUACUGAAAAAUCAGAUGCCGUGCUCUCAGACGCUCACCCAGAAAUCAGAGAAGCAAAGGCAGUAGCAACCCAACCACAUCCUUUAGAAGAAAGUAAAGUUUUGGUGGAGAAAACCAAGACUUUCCUGCCGGCGGCUCUUCCUUGUCGUGAUGAAAUAGAGAACCACUCUUUAUCUCAGGAAGGAAAUCUAGUAUUAGAAAAGUCAAGCAGAGAUAUGCCAGAUCACAGGGAAGAAAAAGAACAGUUCAGAGAGUCAGAGCUAUUGAAAGGUGGUUCAGUAGCUAUCACAAAAGAAAGUAUGAAACAAGGAUUUCCAACUAAAGAAUCCGAAAGAACUUUAGCUUAUCCUUUUGAUGAAACUAAGAGCUCAGAAACACCACCAUAUUUGCUGUCAUCUGUAAAACCACAAACUCUAGUUUCAGGAGCUUCUCCAGAAAUUAAUGCAAUGAAGAAACAAGAAAUGCCACAAUCAGAAUUGACUCCAGAAAGGCAUACAGUUCAUACUAUUCAGACAUCUAAAGAUGACACAUUCGAUGUGCCUAAACAAUCUGUUCUUGUUUCAAAGCACCACUUGGAGGCUGUGGAAGAUACCCAUGUAAAGGAACCACUGUCUUCAGCAAAAAGCAACUAUGCUCAAUUUAUAUAUAGUGCAUCAGCAAGCAAUGCUGAUAAAAUGGUUUCUAAUAAAGAAAUGUCCAAAGAGCCUGAAGACACAUAUGCAAAAGAUGAAGACUUUACAGUGACUAGUAAGCCAGCUGGACUUUCAGAAGAUCAGAAGACUGCCUUUAGUAUCAUUUCUGAAGGCUGUGAGAUAUUGAAUAUUCAUGCCCCUGCCUUUAUUUCUUCAAUCGAUCAGGAAGAAAGUGAACAAAUGCAAGAUAAGUUAGAAUAUUUGGAAGAGAAAGCCUCAUUUAAAACAGUACCACUCCGUGAUGAUAGUGAAACAGUUGCUUGUCACAAAACAUUAAAGAGCAGGUUAGAAGAUUCUGAUGAAAAAGUUACAUCAUUGAAAGAAAGUAAACAAAAGGAAACUCGUCAUACAGAAGAAAAGACAUCCACAGAUUCAGAAACUGAUUUAUCUUUUAUUCAGUCCACAAUUCCCAGUGAAGAGGAUUAUUUUGAAAAAUAUACUUUGAUUGAUUAUAACAUCUCCCCAGACCCAGAAAAACAGAAAGCUCCACAGAAAUUAAAUGUUGAAGACAAACUCUCAGAGGAAGUUACGGAAGAAGCGACCUCUUUCCCAGGAAGUUCAGUGGAAAGUGCACUAGAACAUGAAUAUGACUUGGUGAAAUUAGAUGAAAGUUUUUAUGGACCGGAAAAGGACCACGAUAUAUUAUCUCAUCCGGAGACCCAAAAGUCUUUGGGUAUCCAAAAAUCAGCUGACAGAAAUGUUUCAAAGGACGUAAAGAGAGAUGUGGACUCAAAGUCACUUGGGAUGCCUUUAUUUGAAGCAGAGGAAGGAGUUUUGUCACGAACCCAGAUAUUUCCUACCACUAUUAAAGCCAUUAAUCCAGAACUUCUGGAGGAGCCACCUGCACUUGCAUUUUUAUAUAAGGAUCUGUAUGAAGAAGCAGUUGGAGAGAAAAAUAAGGAAGAGGAGACAGCUUCUGAAGGUGACAGUGUGAAUUCUGAGGCAUCAUUUCCCAGCAGAAAUUCUGACACUGAUGAUGGAACAGGAAUAUAUUUUGAGAAGUACAUACUCAAAGAUGACAUUCUCCAUGACACAUCUCUAACUCAAAAGGACCAGGGCCAAGGUCUGGAAGAAAAACGAGUUGGUAGGGAUGAUUCAUACCAACCGAUAGCUGCAGAAGGGGAAAUUUGGGGAAAGUUUGGAACUAUUUGCAGGGAGAAGAGUCUGGAAGAACAGAAAGGUGUUUAUGGGGAAGGAGAAUCAGUAGGCCAUGUGGAGACUCUUGGUAAUAUAGCAAUGCAGAAGAAAGCUCCCAUCAGAGAGGACAUCAGAGUGGCUACCCAAAAAAUAAGUUAUGCAGUUCCAUUUGAAGACACCCAUCAUGUUCUGGAGCAUGCAGAUGAAGCAGGCAGUCAGGGUAAUGAAGUCGAAAAUGCAAGUCCAGAUGUCAAUCUGAAUGUCCCAGUACAAGUGUCCUUCCCGGAGGAAGAAUUUGCAUCUGGUGCAACUCAUGUUCAAGAAACACCACUAGAAGAACCUAAAAUCCUGGUCCCACCUGAGCCAAGUGAAGAGAGGCUCCGUAAUAGCCCUGUUCAGGAUGAGUAUGAAUUUGCAGAAUCCUUGCAUUAUGAAGUGCUUCCUCAAGACAUUUUAUCAGAAGAACUGUCUUCAGAAUCCAGACCUGAAGAUGUCUUAUCUCAAGGAAAGGAAUCCUUUGAGCACAUCAGUGAAAAUGAAUUUGUGAGUGAGACAGAGCAAAGUACAUCUGCUGAACAGAAAGAGUUGGGCAGCGAGUGGAAAGAAGAAAACCAAUUAUCAUCUGAGUUAGUAACUGAAAAGGCACAAAAAGAGCUGAAAAAGUCCCAGAUUGACACAUACUGUUACACCUGCAAAUGUCCAAUUUCUGCCACUGACAAGGUGUUUGGCACCCACAAAGACCAUGAGGUUUCAACGCUUGACACAGCUAUAAGUGCUGUAAAGGUUCAAUUAGCAGAAUUUCUAGAAAAUUUACAAGAAAAAUCCUUGAGGAUUGAAGCCUUUGUUAGUGAGAUAGAAUCCUUUUUUAAUACCAUUGAGGAAAACUGUAGUAAAAAUGAGAAAAGGCUAGAAGAACAGAAUGAGGAAAUGAUGAAGAAGGUUUUAGCACAGUAUGAUGAGAAAGCCCAGAGCUUUGAGGAAGUGAAGAAGAAGAAGAUGGAGUUCCUGCAUGAGCAGAUGGUCCACUUUCUGCAGAGCAUGGACACUGCCAAGGACACCCUGGAGACCAUCGUGAGAGAAGCAGAGGAGCUUGACGAGGCUGUCUUCCUGACUUCGUUUGAGGAAAUCAAUGAAAGGUUGCUUUCUGCAAUGGAGAGCACUGCUUCUUUAGAGAAAAUGCCUGCUGCGUUUUCCCUUUUUGAACAUUAUGAUGACAGCUCGGCAAGAAGUGACCAGAUGUUAAAACAAGUGGCUGUUCCUCAGCCUCCUAGAUUAGAACCUCAGGAACCAAAUUCUGCCACCAGCACAACGAUUGCAGUUUAUUGGAGCAUGAACAAGGAUGAUGUCAUUGAUUCAUUUCAGGUUUACUGCAUGGAGGAGCCACAAGAUGACCAAGAAGUAAAUGAGUUGGUAGAAGAAUACAGACUGACAGUGAAAGAAAGCUACUGCAUUUUUGAAGAUCUGGAACCUGACCGAUGCUAUCAAGUGUGGGUGAUGGCUGUGAACUUCACUGGAUGUAGCCUGCCCAGUGAAAGGGCAAUCUUUAGGACAGCACCCUCCACCCCUGUGAUCCGCGCUGAGGACUGUACCGUGUGUUGGAACACAGCGACUAUCCGAUGGCGGCCCACCACCCCAGAGGCCACGGAGACCUACACUCUGGAGUACUGCAGACAGCACUCUUCUGAGGGCGAGGGCCUCAGAUCUUUCUCUGGAAUCAAAGGACUCCAGCUGAAAGUUAACCUCCAACCCAAUGAUAACUACUUUUUCUAUGUGCGAGCCAUCAAUGCGUUUGGGACAAGUGAACAGAGUGAAGCUGCUCUCAUCUCCACCAGAGGAACCAGAUUUCUCUUGUUGAGAGAAACAGCUCAUCCUGCUCUACACAUUUCCUCAAGUGGGACAGUGAUCAGCUUUGCUGAGAGGAGACGGCUGACAGAAAUCCCGUCAGUGCUGGGUGAGGAGCUGCCUUCCUGUGGCCAGCAUUACUGGGAAACCACAGUCACAGACUGCCCAGCAUAUCGACUUGGCAUCUGCUCCAGCUCGGCCAUGCGGGCAGGUGCCCUGGGACAAGGGGAGACCUCAUGGUACAUGCACUGCUCUGAGCCACAGAGAUACACAUUUUUCUACAGUGGUAUCGUGAGUGAUGUUCACGUGACCGAGCGUCCAGCCAGAGUGGGCAUCCUGCUGGACUACAGCAACCAGAGACUUAUCUUCAUCAACGCGGAGAGCGGCCAGUUGCUCUUCCUCAUCAGGCACAGGUUUAAUGAGGGUGUCCACCCUGCCUUUGCCCUGGAGAAACCUGGAAAAUGUACUUUGCACCUGGGGAUAGAGCCCCCAGAUUCUGUAAGGCACAAGUGAUCCUUGGCUUUCAGGAUUUACAAGAGCAGUGAUUUAAAUUUGGGGGUGGGGGGUCUGCUGUUCAUUCCUUUGGGUGCUAUACAUUAUUCAAAAAGCCUCCCACACAUUUGCACUAAUGAUGGCUGCACGCGUAGCAAUCAGCACGUGAGCAAAAUCCACAAGAAAACCUUGACUUUACAGAGCAGUGUGUGAGUAAACAGAAUGGAAACAACAACCUCCACUCCUUAGUUUAUAUAAGUUUCAGUUCUUUCCUAAAUUAAAAGGUCUGCACUUGAGUUGGGAACCAAAAAAGAGAAGUGGACUUGCAUCUGUUUUACUGGUAAAGGAAGUUCUCUGAUGGACGGGUCAGAGUGAAGGAAGGUUGUGCUGGUAAGACAUCUCCUCUGACGAAGACACAUGGACGCCUUCCACAAAAUGUCGCCUCGCUGCGCUAAAGGAUGAUAAUCCUAAUCAUUAGAGAAAGUGUUUUAGCUGAUUUAAAUGUAUAAUGAACUCUUUUGUAAUAAUGUAUACUGUAGAACAUGAGUCUCUCCUCCCUAAAAUUUUAAAUGUAGAAAAGUGUAUUAGAAAUUUCCAUUUGUUAAAUAAAUGGUUAGAGUCUAUAAAACCAA
This is a messenger RNA of Macaca mulatta (Rhesus monkey), 12715 nucleotides long. RefSeq names its product cardiomyopathy associated 5 (gene CMYA5). Gene Ontology annotation, cellular component: cytoplasm. Gene Ontology annotation, molecular function: protein binding. NCBI's taxonomy places the organism in Eukaryota, Metazoa, Chordata, Mammalia, Primates, Cercopithecidae. The record is from RefSeq and is a predicted model, not a curated record.